AUGUACAACAAUCCAAAAGGAGAGGCGACCAAGUUCAUGAUGGUCGGAGACAACCUGCUCGAGCUCCAGGUGGCUCGUCCGCGCGAGCCCCAGGAGCUGGCCAGCUUCUUCAUCGACCAGGCCGUCCAGCAAGACGGCGCCGUCCACGCCGCCUCGAGGGUGGACCCGUUGUUCCUCCUCCUGCCCGUGCUGGCGAAGCACGCCACCCGGUGGUGCCCGCUAGCCCAGGCCAUGGCGGAGGGGGGGUGCGGCAGCUUGAGGGGCCUCAGGCAUCUCGACGCGGACAAGCUUUGCGAUGUGAACGACCGAAUGGGCCCAGACGAUCUGCUUAUCCGAAUCAACGAGGAAUCCGUUCUGGCUUGGCUCACCGCUAAGGUCGAGCGUGCAACGAGAAGAUUCACGGAGCUCGCAACCGGGGGGGGGGAGGAGUCCGGUUGGGCGGGCGGGGGCGCGGCGGCGGGAGGCGCAGGGUUUGCUAGAGAUUUUCAGGCGAUUGCGGCGCCGAUGGAUGCGAGGAUGCAGAAGGAGGUGGAAGCGGAAUGCAAGCAGCGCGCUCUGGAGGCUGUCUGCGAGUACCUUGGAGACGAGUGGGCGACGAAGCUGGCGGAAAGAUUUGGCACGGAGCGGGGAGUCUUGUUCGGAGGUAGAUCGACUGCCACGAAGAAGCGCAAGACUGUAUGGGAAGAGACGGCGGAGACGGAUCGUAACCUGGAGCUGUCGCACGGUAGCGGCGGGGGACAGAAAGCGAAGACCGAAGCAGCGGCAGCCGCGACGAAAGCGAAGCAGCCGCUGAGCCACGCACAGAGGAGCCUUGCGAAGGUGAACAAGAAGGGGAUGAAGAGCAUUUCUAGCUUCUUCGGGAAGAAGUGAAGGAGGCUUUCCCGCCUCUCGAGUGGGCUGUGUUUCAUGGUUUCGUGCAACACACCGGAGACAUCCGAUAGGCGGAGAACAAGAAGAGUACGUUUUGGCAUAUUUAAUGGGGUUGCAACGACGGGCGCGUGGGCAAUGGAAGCGUACGUUUUGGUGUUCAGGGGGGGUUGUCGUGAGGACUCUUGUCUACUCAAGACGAUUAAUCGGAUACAAACGUCACAUCGUAUGUUGUGGAUUCGUCGUGUUUUGACGUUGUGUUCGGCGAGAAACAGGCGCGAGAGGGAUGUAACCUUUAAACGUCGAGCGACAGUGAUAAAUAGCGGUAACAUGACUUGGAGAAAAAAAAGCGAGGAUCUCUGUAGAGAUUGUUUUUUCCGAAUCGUACAGAGUCGACCUGCGUUGUUCUUUCACACGUUUUUGUGUUGUGUGCGG
Messenger RNA from Ectocarpus siliculosus, 1302 nucleotides. The record is from the annotation of a GenBank genome assembly. Lineage: Eukaryota; Phaeophyceae; Ectocarpales; Ectocarpaceae.